AUGGAAGCAGCAAUAGACAAAUGUUGUGACUUAAAGUCACUUGAUGAUAACUGGGGACUAAUUCUUCAAAUUAGUGAUACAUACGCAGUCGGACAGCCAAAACAAUGUUUAAAGUGUAUUUCAAAGAAAAUCUUCCAGAACAAUCCUCAUACAUCAAUGAAGGCGCUCACGCUCCUAGAUUCGUGUGUGAAGAACGCGGGGAAUACAUUCGCUCGAGAACUCUCGUCAAAAGAUUUUAUUUCAACAUUCAAGCAGAAGUACCCUAGUAUUAUUCAUAGAAACUUCAUCAUGUUCCGCAGCAGAAGUUGUUGGGACUUGUCAGGACAUGGUCGGAGGAAUACGGAAGCAAUCCGGAAUUCAAGUAAGUCGUUCGAUUUUAACCUUCUCACUUUUAUUAGUCUCCUCGCGACGCUCUACACAUGGGUUCGAAGAGAACAUCCAUCCCACAUCCGCGAGCUAGAAGGCUCUCUCAAUGCUGCAAAGCAAACAACCAACAAGGAAAAAGAGAAAAGUCUUCAAGCCAAGGAAGAAGAGGAUCUCGCCAAAGCUAUCGCGUUAUCAUUGACCGACACCGGAGGUCGACCUGCAGCAUUAAACAACCAGACACCUCAGUCAUCGUCCACACCCGCAGGCACAGCAGCAUACCCUGCCCUCCCCACUGCUUCCUCCACCAUUCCUUCUCGUAACCUUGGCAAAGUCCGGGCUCUGUAUGAUUUUGAGGCCGCAGAGGACAACGAACUGACCUUCAAGGCUGGCGAAAUAAUUGUGGUGUUGGAUGAUUCGGACCCGAACUGGUGGAAGGGCAGCAACCACCGUGGCGAGGGUCUCUUUCCCGUUCAGUUCGUCACAAAAGACGACACAGCCGAGGCCGAUGCGAAGGCCUCCCAACAGACGACCAAUUCGGUUACCAAGGUGACUAAAGAAGCGGAGGAGGAGAAACCAGCGCGGAUCGACCCGCAGUUGCUGGAGAAUUGCCUGGAAAUGCUCCAUGAUGCGGACCCGACAGGCGUGUCCCGGCCCGACCCCGAGGAGUUGCCGCAAAUGGAGUCUCGCUGUCGUGCCAUGGAGCCCCUCAUCGACCGGGAGCUCGAAGAGGUCGACACACGCAUCAACGACGUGGAGGCACUGAAGCAACGCCUGCUGGACGCCUUCGCGGAGUACCAUGAUAUCGUGGCGCGGUCACCACCGGCUCCGGCCUUUUCAGCGGCGUCGAUGUUCCCUGGAGGCCAGCAACAACAACAGCAACCUGUUUUUAAUCCGGCGGUUCCUGCAUCGUACCAGUACAUGUACGGGAAGCCAGGAGAGCCCUACGCGCAGCAGUAUUCGAUACCACCGCCUCCACAAGGUCCUCAACCAAUGUACAUGCCUGCUCAACCCAUGGCCAACCUUGAUCCGUCUUGCCAGCCCCCUGUUCACGCGCCCGGUGCGCCGAUGGUUGCGUACGGCGUUGGCGCCUACAUUCCACCUCAGCCGCCCAGCGGUUACCAUGGCCAACCUGUUGCGCCCGUGUAUGGCCAGCCCCAAGGUCCGCUGCACGCCUACGUUCCUCAACCGGUCUACGCCUACGCGCCGAACGACGAUGCUGUUGCGGUGGAGCCCUCACAUUGGCCACAAACCCAGCAGCACGCCGAUCCUGGUGCCUAUACGGAACAGCCUCCGGAGGAAGUUGAUCGUAGCGAGUCUGGAACGCCUCAGACGAACCCACCUGCGUCUCAGCCGCCGCCAUCUGCUCAGACGUACAUCAACUAA
This is a messenger RNA of Mesocestoides corti, 1749 nucleotides long. The record is from the annotation of a GenBank genome assembly. Lineage: Eukaryota; Metazoa; Platyhelminthes; Cestoda; Cyclophyllidea; Mesocestoididae.